AUGUCGCAGACGCUCGUCAAUGUCAAGGCGGCCGGGGACGACGCCCGUCCCGUUCUGUGGACCAACACCAAGCGCGGAAAGCGGAUACACAGACGCAACUCGCAGAUCUUCUACUUUGGCGUCUGCCUCGGCCUCGCCGCCGUCGUCGGCAUCGUCCUCGACGGCGUCCUCCGCAUCGAACGCAGCGACAAGCUCUGCCUGGUCUUGGACGACGACUUCUCUCGCGGCCUCGACCCGUCCGUCUGGACGAGAGAGGUGCAGACGAGCGGCUACGGUACCGGCCAGUUUGACUGGACCACGGACUCGGACAACAACGCCUUCGUCCGGGACGACAAGCUCUACAUCGUUCCCACCCUCACCAACGAAAGCAUUGGCGCGGCCAGCUUCGAGAGAGAAGGCCACACCAUCGACCUCGGCCAGCUCGGCACCUGCACGAGCCCGUCGACGGCCAACUGCAUCGCGGCCAACAACGCGACCGUCGGGCAGAUCAUCAACCCGGUGCAGAGCGCGCGGCUGACCACCAGGGCCUCGCACUCGAUCACGUUCGGCAAGGUGUCGGUGCGUGCCAAGCUGCCGACCGGCGACUGGCUGUGGCCCGCCAUCUGGAUGAUGCCGCGCGAGGAGACGUACGGCGGCUGGCCCGCCAGCGGCGAGAUCGACAUCAUGGAGUCGGCCGGCAACCGUCCUCGCCACCGCAUGGACUCGCGCAGCAGGGCCACCGUCCUCUCGACGUUUCAGUUCGGGCCCGCCUGGUACGCCAACGCCGGCGAGCGCCACACGGCCUCGAGAUCGCGGUGGAGGGGCUACUUUGACAGCGGCUUCCACGACUACGUGCUCGAGUGGAACGAGCACCGGAUGCGCGUCUACAUCGACAACCCCAACAACCUCGUCAAGGAGUUCCGCUUUCCAAAGAAGCAGUCGAUGUGGCAUUACGGGCGGUUCAACGAAUACGACCAUCCAGACGGCCCGCUGCGAAAUCCGUGGAUCCGCAGCACGCGGCCCAACGUCGCGCCUUUUGACCAGCCCUUCUACCUGAUCCUCGACGUGGCGGUCGGCGGUCAGUUUUUCAACGGCGACCGCAGCGACUUGCCCUGGAACCCGAGCUCGCCGCAGCCGGCUGCCCUCUUCUGGCGCAACGUCGACCUGUGGUACCCGACCUGGCCCGCCUCGCACACCGACAGGGGGAUGGCGAUCGACCGGGUGCGGAUGUGGCAGAAGUGUUAG
This is a messenger RNA of Pseudozyma flocculosa PF-1, 1224 nucleotides long. RefSeq lists its product as uncharacterized. The record is from RefSeq and is a predicted model, not a curated record. NCBI's taxonomy places the organism in Eukaryota, Fungi, Basidiomycota, Ustilaginomycetes, Ustilaginales, Ustilaginaceae. The transcript has 3 exons. The coding region runs from base 1 to 1224 and encodes 407 amino acids. Gene Ontology annotation, biological process: carbohydrate metabolic process. Gene Ontology annotation, molecular function: hydrolase activity, hydrolyzing O-glycosyl compounds.